AAUUUAGGCAACAAUUCAGACUCUAAAAAUGAAGAUGGCUCGGUCUUUUCACAGACUGAACACAAUAUUGUUGCAACUUACUUGAUUAUGGCAGGUACGGUUGUUUAAUUAUUUCAUUAACAGCUAUCUUGCUUUAGAAUGAGUGAAGGAAAGCAGAGGUUUUCAUCACACGGCUAAAGAAAGAGCAUAUGUUCUUUCAAGUUCCAUAUUGGCCAACCUCGACAAAUCAUUAUCCUUAGUUUGCUUGCUCAUAUGGUAAAUGAGGAUGAUAAUAAUCUAUUUCUGGGCUAUAAAGAUCAAAUAAGAGAAUGUGGGUGAAAGCAUAAAAGAAAGCAUUGUUAAUGGUGGAUAAUGUCACCGGUUAUUUUGAAUUCUGAUAAAUAAUGUGAGAGCACUGAAGUGGGACUGAGCAGUUUUCUGUGCAAUGAAUAGUACUUUUGUAAAAAUUAUCCAUAUAUUUGGUUAUUACACUGUCAAGUUUUUAUUGGGGCAGAAUAUAUACCAUGACAGAAAUGUAUUUUUAUAUCAUUUACUAUUCUUGUUCAUAAUUUUCAUGUUUUUGUUCUUGGUGGUAGAAUCUAGCUAAAGAUUGAAAGGUUCUGGAAAGAAAAUUAAAAUCCUAAAAAAACAGAGCAGAGUGUCUUGUCAUUGAGAACAGAGUUUUGAAAAUUCAGCUAAUUCCAAAAUGCUAUAUUUGGAUUUCAUCUUUUAAUAUCUUUGCAACUGUAUGAUAAGUAUUCUCAGCAACAUAAUAGUUCUGGGCAUCUUCAUUAAGUACAAGGAACUCCGGACACCCACCAAUGCGAUUAUUAUAAACCUGGCUGUCACCGACAUCGGGGUCAGCAGCAUUGGCUAUCCCAUGUCUGCUGCCUCGGAUCUGUAUGGAAGCUGGAAAUUUGGAUAUGCAGGUUGUCAGAUUUAUGCUGGAUUGAAUAUUUUUUUUGGAAUGGCAAGCAUUGGGUUACUCACGGUCGUGGCCAUGGAUCGAUAUCUAACCAUCUGCCGCCCUGACAUAGGAAGAAGAAUGACCACCCACACUUACGUGGGCAUGAUUCUGGGGGCCUGGGUGAACGGCCUGUUUUGGGCUGUGAUGCCUAUCACAGGGUGGGCUGGUUACGCCCCGGACCCUACUGGGGCUACCUGUACCAUAAACUGGCGGAAGAAUGAUGCAUCUUUUGUGUCUUACACGAUGACCGUGAUUGCUGUAAAUUUCGUCGUGCCCUUGAUGGUGAUGUUUUACUGCUAUUUCCACGUCACUCGCUCUAUGAAGCGCCACACGGCCGCUAACGGCGCUGGCUCCUCGCACGGAGACUGGUCAGACCAGGUAGACGUAACAAAGAUGUCCGUGAUAAUGAUAAGCAUGUUCCUGGUGGCAUGGUCCCCUUACGCCAUUGUAUGCUUAUGGGCUUCUUUUGGUAACCCAGAGAAGAUUCCUCCCUCAAUGGCCAUCAUAGCUCCACUGUUCGCAAAAUCUUCUACAUUCUACAACCCCUGCAUUUAUGUGGUUGCUAAUAAAAAGUUUCGGAGGGCAAUGUUUGCCAUGUUCAAAUGUCAGACUCACCAAGCAAUGCCCGUGACAAGUAUUUUCCCAAUGGGUGUAUCUCAAAACCCACUGCCUUCUGGAAGAACCUGAAAUAAGAGAAAAACACACUCUAUCAAAACUUUUUGUUUUGUUUUUGCAAUGCUUUAUUUUAAAUAUGAGCCCAUUUAGAUCAAAAGCAGACAUAGAUUAUGGUCCUAUUAGACUGUACAUUUCGCAGCUUAUAAUUCUUCUGUUUGUGCGUUGGCUGCUGUAGUGCGUGUUUCUCUGUUUCUCUUUGUGUAAACUAUUGCUCAUCUCCUUUGAUGAAUCCAGGCACAUGAGAUUAAAGUCUCUUUUCUUUCUCUGUAUCAUGGCAUGCAUUACACUGUAUUGAUGACCUGUAACUUGCUUGGGUCUCCCAUUGGACUAGAAGGAGCCAUUAUUUUGUUAGAAUAAAUUAAUAAUAAUAAUAAUGAACAAUCCUCAACAAAUAAUUACUGAAAUGAGUUAUUGCAUGUUCCCAG
Molecule: messenger RNA, 2046 nt
Organism: Microcebus murinus (gray mouse lemur)
Lineage: Eukaryota; Metazoa; Chordata; Mammalia; Primates; Cheirogaleidae
Source: RefSeq, a predicted model, not a curated record